Messenger RNA from Sapajus apella (tufted capuchin), 2450 nucleotides. Its product is annotated as protein FAM161A-like. Lineage: Eukaryota; Metazoa; Chordata; Mammalia; Primates; Cebidae. Gene Ontology annotation, biological process: cilium organization. Gene Ontology annotation, cellular component: photoreceptor connecting cilium; ciliary basal body; cilium. Bases 28 to 1170 code for a protein of 380 amino acids. The transcript has 3 exons. The record is from RefSeq and is a predicted model, not a curated record.
AGGCGCUGAGGCCGCGGAGGCGGGGUGAUGGCCGCCUCCCACCAAGCGGCGAAACUGGCGGCCUCCAGUCUCCAGGUACCGGUCAAUCUCAUUACUGGGGCGCGGGUCGCCCAGUACGAAAGCGAAGACCCCUUACAGGCCCUGGCGGCAGCGACAGCGACCUCGGAGGACGAAGAGGAGGAGAAAGUGGCGCAGCCCGCGGGGGCGUCGGCCGAUUUUAACACCAACUUUUCUGGGGUGGAUGAACAUGCACCGAGAAGCUCUGAGGACUUUGUGAACCUUUCUGGUAUUUACCACUCUAAUGAGGAGUAUUUCAAGAAAUUAGAAGAGUUGAAGGCUGCCCACAUAGAAACUAUGGCAAAAUUAGAGAAAAUGUACCAGGAUAAAUUAAAUUUAAAGGAAGUUCAGCCAUUGGUCAUCAGGGAAGACUCUCUUAGUGACUCUUCCAGAUCUGUAUCAGAAAAGAACUCCUAUCACCCUGUCUCAUUAAUGACAUCAUUUUCAGAGCCUGAUUUAGGCCAGUCUUCCUCCUUGUAUGUGUCCUGUACCUGCAACCCUCCAGUGCCCACGGCAUCUUCCAGAAAACGAGAACAAGCCAUAAGGAGAUCACUUGAGGAAAAGAAAAUGUUGGAAGAAGAGAGAAAUCGGAUGCUAACUAAACAGAAGCAAAGAAUGAAAGAAUUGCAGAAACUCCUGACAACCCGGGCUAAGGCUUAUGACUCACAUCAAAGUUUAGCUCAGAUAUCUAAAUGCAGAGUAAAAUAUCUCAGAAAGAGUGAAAAGGAAAGGAUGAGAGAAUACCGACGAGAACUAGAAGAAAGAGAAGAAAAGUUAAAAAAGAGGCCACUACUAUUUGAAAGAGUUGCUCAGAAAAAUGCAAGAAUGGCAGCAGAAAAGCAUUAUUCUGUUACCCUAAAAGCACUAGGAAUAUCUGAUGAGUUUGUUUCAAAGAAAGGCCAAAGUGGGAAAGUACUUGAGUACUUCAACAAUCAGGAGACGAAAAGUGUCACCGAAGACAAAGAAAGCUUUAAUGAAGAAGAAAAAAUAGAAGAGAGAGAAAAUGGGGAAGAAAAUUAUUUUAUUGAUACCAACAGCCAGGAUUCUUACAAGGAAAAAGGUGAAGCUGAUGAAGAGAGUGGAGAAGAGAAAUCUGUUGAAGAAUCACAUUGAACCAUCAAGGUCUCCUCUCUAUGCCCUUGCUGCUGUUUGCAGCGUCAGGGUGUCAGCAGCUGCAUUUGUGUUUAGAACAUCUGUGGGGACACCUCUGAUAUGUGCAGGGCAGUUGAGCAAAGUCAUCUGUAGCCUGAAAAGCCUGAAUCCAGCUUAUUGGUCAUUUGAUCAGUUAGAGUAAGGCUUUGCCUAUUCAGUUUUAAAAAUCAUUAUAUACAAUCUGUUUGCAACUAUGAUUUUGUAUUUUUUAAAAGCGUUUGAGAAUCACAGCUUUCACAAACUGUUAUAAAAAUAUAUGUUGUUUCAUUAAUUUUAGUAGAAAAAAUGGCUUAGUAUUGAAAGCAGAGAGAAAUAUUGGUCUUUGGUGAUUUACUUUUUAAAAUUUUCUGGAAAGUGUGAAUCAAUAAGUAUUUUUAAUUAUACUAUUUGUCCAUUCUUUUUCUCUGAAAUACAUUUCACAGAAUAAAUCCUUGAACUUAUUUUGCUACUCUGAGCCAUUUUUAAAACUAAAGAAAAAAAUACUUACAAAUUUUAUUUUUGCACUGAAAGUUUACUGUUAAAUUGUCUACACCAUCAUCCCUUUUUCUUUUAAUCCUUAGUUCUAGUCCAAACUAUUUUUGAUAGGUAAAUUAUUAGGAAAGUUUUUAUACUAGCUUUUUUAAACCUUUGCAUUAUUACAGAUGGAAGUAUUUAUGGCAUGUGUGAGUUAUAAUCUAAAUUAGGGGCAAGUAUUCCUGUUUUAUAUAUGAUGAAAUGGUACAUAAUAACUUGGCUAAGGAAAGUAUCCAAAAUAAUUCAGAUUUAACUCUUUACUGCUAGACCCAGUUGUGUUCAACUUUUUACAUAUUGUUGCAAACACACUUUGUCUCUCUGUGUACAAUGUUAAUCUGAUUUUAUGAAUCUAUAGUUUUUUUUCUUUAAGCAAAUUUUUGUUUUAAAAUUUGAAGCCAAUCAUAAAGCUGUUACAGCAUAAGACAUUUUCUUUUCUAAAAACAAUCAGCAUCAUUGUAAAAGGAUGAACUCAUAUAAGUGUAUAUAAUAGCAGUGUUUCCCAACUGGCAAUUUGUGUUUUAAAUUGAAAAAUAAGGUUAUUUUUCUUCAUCAGGGGCAAAUGUUAACUUGUAAUUUCCUUCCUACAGUUCAUGUUAAAUUACUUUUCACUUUUAUUAAAUUGUAAACUCCUUGGGAAUUGGCACCAUUUACAAAUUCAUCUUUGUAUUCCCUUAAUAUUUGGUGCAGGAUUGUACAUAUGGUAGGUACUUAAUAAAGGUUUGAAUGAC